AUGGAUUAUGAGGAAUUUGACAGAGUUUGGCGAGGUAUUGCCAUCGGCUUGUACGAGUACGCAUCCCAGGGCGAUGAGUCGGUGUUCACAGGUGACCAUUCGGAUUCAGACGCUGCCUCGCGCAGUGCAGAGUCAAUCCCUGGAUUGGCGAGGCCUCAGAACACGGAGUACCCUCCAAUCCAAGGCAGCUCAUCAUCAUGCCCGUCUGCGGUGGGGGCUCUCGACGAUUCGUCCCUAAAUCUUUGUCACCGAUGCGCGGGCAUCAAUGCUGAGAGCCUCAGCAGCGAGCUCGGGUAUGAGCAUGGGCUUCUCUCAGAACUACCUGGUCAUGAUCAGCUUGAUCAACUCAAGCACUGGCCUAAUAGCGGCUCCAACAGAUUUUGCAAGUUAUGUGUGGUAUUCAUGGAGACUUUCCGUGAGCCCUUUGAUGAUGGGAUUCGUAUGUUUGUCCAAGACAGACACCGACUGGUUCUUGACCUCGAGGGGCUCGAGCAGGAACAGAUGCAAGAACAGGACCAUUUCAGUGCCUCUCAUGUGUUAUCUGACCAGGCCAAACCGAUGAGUAGCCUUGUCCUUCGAAUCGUGAACCCGGAUCUUGUUGAACAAUUGAAGAAGUACACAGGGCCCCGAGGCUCGUAUCCGGAAGGCACGUUCACGCAUACUCGGAAACUUGGCUGUUUUGUGGACGAGAAUGAUCCAAAUGUCCCGUUCGGUGUUACGCCAAUUCGACCAGUCGGGGAUUCUACAUCUUCGGCGGCUUCCUUCGAGGUGGCGGCUGCAUGGCUGUCACAGUGUCUGGCUGCAGAUUCGCCCGAGACAGCCAGCAUGUCUCUGCAACAGGUUGAGUCCUCGAGUUGGGACGAGGAAGGCCUUCCUUUGAGCCUUGAAAACGUCUCAGGAUGGCCCGAGGUCUCUCAUUCACUCGCCCCCGAACGGCCAAUACGCCUGCUCGAGAUCGGUUCCGGUCCCGAGGGCGGGAUAGUACGUCUGAUCGAGAAUGAUGAAGAUGAGCUACCAUACGCAACACUGAGCUACUGCUGGGGGAUAAAAACAUCAACUAGGCAAAGCCAGUGGCUUACGACGACGAAGAAGGACAGCAUCACAGUCUCAGAGAAACUAGGCAUUCGGAAUCUGUGGAUCGACGCUCUUUGCAUCAUUCAAGACUCGAAAGAUGACUGGACAGCAGAGGCCGCGAAAAUGAGCGGAAUCUCUCUUGGGUCUCUCGUAACGAUUGUCGCUGCGGCCAGCAGCUCAGCCGAACAUGGCUGCUUCAACCAACGCUCUGCAUCUACCAUGGAGGUCCUCCGCGCUAACGAAAAGCUUAUCUCUGUUCAAUCUUCGUUCAGCGAUGGACGCAAAAGCAACCUGCAUAUCAUAACGGACUGGUGGGGACGAGAGAAGCUCUCAUCUAGAGAGGGCCUGGAAAUCGAGGAUCUGAGCACGUACUUUCCCGAAGGCUUCUUUUCUGUUACCUCUCAAAUGCUGCUCUGGGAGUGCAGCCACUGCCGCCUCAGCGAGGACCGCUUCCCCCAGUUGCAAGGCGACAGGCUGUAUCCCUUGGAGCCGGUGGGCAGCGGAGUAUGCCGGGGCCCCGAGCCGGCCCUGACGACAGAGACAUGGUAUACCGGACUUAUGGAGCAAUUUAGCGGGCGCCAGCUGACGUCCGAAGGUGACAAGAUGGUUACCAUCGGCGCCCUUGCGAAGGCUACAUCUUGGGGCAGGCACAUGCCGUACCUCGCAGGCCUGUGGGGCGACAGCAUCCGCUCUGGGAUGAUGUGGCGUCGCGACGGGCCCGGGUCCAAGUCCAAGACGAUGACCUGCCCUUCGUGGUCGUGGGCGUCGCAGUCAUGA
Molecule: messenger RNA, 1851 nt
Organism: Diaporthe citri
Lineage: Eukaryota; Fungi; Ascomycota; Sordariomycetes; Diaporthales; Diaporthaceae
Exons: 3
Coding region: 1-1851 (616 amino acids)
Source: RefSeq, a predicted model, not a curated record